Dioscorea cayenensis subsp. rotundata (Guinea yam) is the source of this 2469-nucleotide messenger RNA. Its product is annotated as protein NPG1-like. The record is from RefSeq and is a predicted model, not a curated record. Gene Ontology annotation, molecular function: protein binding. The transcript has 5 exons. The coding region runs from base 127 to 2205 and encodes 692 amino acids. NCBI's taxonomy places the organism in Eukaryota, Viridiplantae, Streptophyta, Magnoliopsida, Dioscoreales, Dioscoreaceae.
UUUCCAUAGUUCUCUCCCUGCCGAAUGCCGAUGCUUCUUGCAUCGCCAUUCCUGAAAUUUCUUGUGAGAUUCAAGCUUAAUCUUGGUUAGAAGGCUCGGAUUGGAUCGGGGAAGGCGGUGGGACUGAUGGCGAGCGAUGCGGAGGUGGAGAAUGGGCGUGAAGUCUCCGCCAAUGGCCUCUCCAUGAAGACAUCUGACGUUGAGGCCAAGCUGGAUCAGGGAAACAUUGCAGAGGCUGAGUCUGUGCUCCGAGAGGGCCUUUCUCUCAAUUCCGAGGAAGCAAGAGCCCUUCUAGGAAGGUUGGAAUACCAGAGAGGAAACAUAGAAGCCGCUCUUCGGGUAUUUGAAGGCAUAGACCUACAAGCAGCCUUACAACGUUUGCAGCCAACUUUAUCUGAAAAGACUCCUUCCAGGAGGAGGCGCUCACGCACUGAAUCAAUUCAUUCGGUCUCUCAUAGUUCUGUUACUCUUGUUCUUGAAGCACAAUACUUGAAGUCAUUGUCGCUUCAGAAACUUGGCAAAGCCAAUGAGGCUGCCCAAGAGUGUGUUGGUGUUCUUGAUGCUGUGGAAAAGAUAUUCCAGAAUGGCAUACCGGAUACACUGGUGGACAGUAAGUUACGAGAAACAGUUAAUAAAGUUGCAGAGAUUCUUCCAGAACUCUGGAAGCAAACCGGUAAAUAUCAGGAAGUGUUGGCUGCUUACAGGCGUGCUCUUCUUGGUCCAUGGAACCUUGAUUGUGAUUUUCAGGCUAGGAUACAAAAAAGAUUUGCAUUGUUUUUGUUAUUUAGUGGUGUUGAAUACGAUCCACCGAAACUGGCUGCACAAGUCGAAGGCUCAUAUGUGCCAAAGAACAAUUUGGAAGAGGCUAUUCUGCUUUUGAUGAUAUUGAUGAGGAAGUCACUUGUUGACAAAUCCCAAUGGGACCCUUCGGUGAUGGAACUCCUGACUUUUGCACUCUCUAUAGGUGGCCAAACAUCUAUGUUAGGUCGACAGUUUGAAGAACUUUCGCCAGGAAUGUACCCGCGUUAUGAUCGAUGGAACAAUAUGGCACUUUGCUACACUGGAGCAGGACAGAAAACUGCUGCAUUGAGUUUAUUGAGGAAGUCUUUGAGCAAGCAUGAAAAUCCUGAUGAUAUUCUUGCGUUGUUAUUGGCUUCCAAAAUUUGCAGCGAGGAUCAGUCUCUUGCUUCUGAGGGAAUAGAAUAUGCUCGCAGGGCUUUAGCAAAUGCGCAAGUGUCUGAAAAACAUCUGAAGGGUGCAGGCCUCCGUUUCUUAGGCAUUUGUUUGGGAAAGCAAGCUAAAGUUGUUUCAUCUGAUCAGGAAAGAUCUCAUUUUCAGUCUGAAGCUUUGGAGGUACUAAAUGAGGCAAUUUCUAUUGAGUGUGACAACCCGGAUUUGCUGUUUGACUUAGGUCUCCAAUAUGCUGAGAAUGGCAACUUAAAUGGUGCCCUUAGAUGUUCAAAGCAAUUCAUCGAUGCAACAGGUGGAUCGGUGCUAAAAGGUUGGAGAUUGCUUGUUUUGGUGUUGUCAGCUCAGCAGCGGUAUUCAGAGGCCGAGGUUAUUCUUGAUGCUGCGUUAGAUGAGACUGCAAAGUUGGAACAAGGGCCAUUACUAAGACUAAAGGCAAAACUGAAAGUAGCUCGAUCUUUACCCAUGGAUGCAGUGGACACAUAUCGACUCUUGUUUGCUCUCAUUCAAGCUCAAAAGAAGUCUGGAAAUACCGGCAAUAUUCCUCAGGUCGAGGAUGAGAAGGUCAGUGAGUACGAAGUCUGGAAAGGUCUUGCAAAUUUAUAUUCUAGCCUUUCCCAUUGGCGAGACGUCGAAAUAUGUCUGGAGAAGGCCAAGGCCUUGCAGCCGAAUUCUGCUGCUCUACUCCACAUGGAAGGAAUAAUGCAUGAAGCUCGCGGUGAUACCUCGCAAGCUUUGUCUACUUUUAGUGACGCGGUCUUAGUUGACCCCAGUCACGUGCCGUCGAAGGUAUCGAUGGGUGUUUUGCUAUGGAGAACGGGUUCGAAAUCUCUCUCUGCUGCCAGAGCAUUUCUUUCUGAUGCUUUGAGGCUCGAAAGAACCAAUCGUCUCGCUUGGUAUUAUCUCGGAAUGGUUCAUAAAGACGAAGGGAGGCUAUUGGACGCCACCGACUGUUUCCAAGCAGCAUCCAUGUUAGAAGAAUCAGAUCCAAUAGAAUCCUUCAGCUCAAUUUCAUGAGCAUCAAAUGACCAAAAACAUUUUUUUUUUCUGAAUUUUUGGAACUAGAGAUAGAAUUCCAUUUAUUUUUUAUAUGAAAGUAAAUCAUCGAGCCGGGGGUCAUGCCGAAAUAUUAUGUUAUUGUUGUAAACAUCAAGAUGUAUUGAUAUUCAAUUAUUGCGAUAAUGCCAGUUAUAUAUGUAUGUAUGUAUGUAUGUAUGACGUAUGUAUAUAAAUGUAUCACAUGCCAUAAUAAGAGUAACAUUGCAUAUGUGAUUAAAAAUA